AUGUCUUUGUCCUCUAAGCUAUCAGUUGACAACUUGAACGUCCAAGGCAAGCGUGUCUUCAUCAGAGUUGACUUCAACGUCCCAUUGGAUGGUAAGACUAUCACUUCCAACCAAAGAAUCGUUGCUGCUCUACCAACCAUCAAGCACGUCUUGUCUCAAAACCCAAGAUACGUUGUUUUGGCUUCUCAUUUGGGUAGACCAAACGGUGAAAGAGUCGAAAAGUACUCUAUGGAACCAGUUGCCGGUGAAUUGCAAAAGUUGUUGGAUCAACCAGUUACUUUCGUGAACGACUGUGUCGGUCCUCAAGUUACCAAGGCCGUUGAAGAAUCUAAGCCAGGUUCUGUUCUUCUAUUGGAAAACUUGCGUUUCCACAUCGAAGAAGAAGGUUCCAAGAAGGUUGACGGUCAAAAGGUCAAGGCUUCUCCAGAAUCUAUUGAAGCUUUCAGAAAGGAAUUGUCCUCUUUGGCUGAUGUCUACAUCAACGAUGCUUUCGGUACCGCUCACAGAGCUCACUCCUCCAUGGUUGGUUUCGACUUGCCACAACGUGCCGGUGGUUACUUGUUGAACAAGGAAUUGACCUUCUUCGGUAAGGCUCUAGAAAACCCAGAAAGACCAUUCUUGGCUAUCUUGGGUGGUGCUAAGGUUGCUGACAAGAUCCAAUUGAUCGACAACUUGUUGGACAAGGUUAACAUUUUGAUCAUUGGUGGUGGUAUGUCUUUCACUUUCAAGAAGGUUUUGGACAACACUCAAAUCGGUGACUCUAUCUUCGACCAAGCUGGUUCUGAACUAGUUCCAAAGUUGGUUGAGAAGGCCAAGAAGAACAACGUCGAAAUUGUUUUGCCAGUUGACUGGGUUGUUGGUGACAAGUUCGGUCCAGACGCUAACACCAAGGUUGUUUCCGAAAAGGAAGGUAUUCCAGCUGGCUGGCAAGGUUUGGACAGCGGUCCAGAAUCUAGAAAGUUGUUCGCCGCCGCUGUCGCUAAGGCUAAGACCAUCGUGUGGAACGGUCCUCCAGGUGUUUUCGAAUUCGAAAAAUUCGCUGAAGGUACCAAGGCUCUAUUGGACGAAGUUGUCAAGGCUUCUUCCGCUGGUGUCACUGUUAUCAUCGGUGGUGGUGACACUGCUACCGUUGCCAAGAAGUACGGUGCUGCUGACAAGAUCUCUCACGUCUCCACUGGUGGUGGUGCCUCUUUGGAAUUGCUAGAAGGUAAGACUUUGCCAGGUGUUGCUUUCUUGUCUAACAAGAACUAA
Messenger RNA from Zygosaccharomyces rouxii, 1251 nucleotides. It is a transcript of the gene PGK1, whose product is annotated as phosphoglycerate kinase. Gene Ontology annotation, cellular component: cytosol. NCBI's taxonomy places the organism in Eukaryota, Fungi, Ascomycota, Saccharomycetes, Saccharomycetales, Saccharomycetaceae. The record is from RefSeq and is a predicted model, not a curated record. Gene Ontology annotation, molecular function: ATP binding; ADP binding; phosphoglycerate kinase activity. Bases 1 to 1251 code for a protein of 416 amino acids. The transcript has a single exon. Gene Ontology annotation, biological process: glycolytic process; gluconeogenesis.